AUGUCCGCCGCCGGCCUUGGUCUUGGUCGUCUGACGCGGUCGGCCACGAGGAUCCUGGCGAAGCAGGCGAACGGGUUCCACCUUCUCCGCAUCGACGGCUACUCGCAGACCAAGACCGUCCUCCCCGGCCACAAGCUCUCCUGCAACGGCUUCAACGUCGGCGGCCACUCGUGGCGCAUCGACUACUACCCCAACGGCCGCGACACCUCGGCGAACCACAACGCCAUCUCUCUGUACCUUCAGCUCACCAACCGCCUCCCGCAGCACCUCCAGGCGCGGUACAGGUUCAGCCUGCUGGACCACGGCGGCAACGCCGCCUACGAGCUCCCCGCCGCGAAUGGAACCUUCAUCCCCGUCCCAGAGGUCAACCACUACGCGCUCCAAAACGCCGGGACGCAGCCAGGCACGGGAUGCGGCCACGAGGAGUUCAUCGGGAAGGAGGAGCUGGAGAGGCGCGAGCACCUGAUCCGCAACGACAGCAUCGUGAUCCGGUGCGACGUGGGCGUCGCGGAGAUUGGCAACUCGUGGUUGGCGCAGGACGAGCUUAACGCGUGGGAAGAUGGGGAGGAGUCGGAGGAGGAGGGCUACGAGGCACCAGGAGGCUAUGGCGCUCCUCGCCGCCGAAAUCGACGCAAGCGUAGGGCGGACGACAAGGAAUACGUCAAGUGGUGCUUAGCCCAACGAUGA
This is a messenger RNA of Lolium perenne, 687 nucleotides long. RefSeq names its product BTB/POZ and MATH domain-containing protein 1. Gene Ontology annotation, molecular function: protein binding. The record is from RefSeq and is a predicted model, not a curated record. NCBI's taxonomy places the organism in Eukaryota, Viridiplantae, Streptophyta, Magnoliopsida, Poales, Poaceae. Gene Ontology annotation, biological process: protein ubiquitination.